Molecule: messenger RNA, 2566 nt
Organism: Oreochromis niloticus (Nile tilapia)
Lineage: Eukaryota; Metazoa; Chordata; Actinopteri; Cichliformes; Cichlidae
Product: acidic amino acid decarboxylase GADL1
Exons: 15
Coding region: 757-2382 (541 amino acids)
Biological process (GO): carboxylic acid metabolic process
Cellular component (GO): cytoplasm
Molecular function (GO): pyridoxal phosphate binding; carboxy-lyase activity
Source: RefSeq, a predicted model, not a curated record
UUCUUUUCAAUACGAAAAGUAACAUUUGUCUUUAAUUGAAUUAUUGGAAUGAAGUUCAAAAGAUAAGCAGCAGUUUGUUUUGAAGGUGACUAAGUUCAUUUCGUCCUACAAUUUGGACUGUUGCCAUAACUGACAAGGCCAGAGGUCAGUCAACUCAGAGGUCAGGUGACAACUUGGACAAUCACGCCAGAAAAGUGUAAGAAAGAUAUGACAAGACAUGAGAGGGCAUAGCAGACAGUGAGAUCUUAAAGUUACACUUACACAGGGAAAAAGUAACAUAGAGUACAGUUAAGUGGCAGGUGACGCUUGAGCACAGGGUUAGUUCAAACAGUCCGCAGAGUCAGGGAGGGCUGCAAUCAGCCUAUCAGCUCAUCUCAGUGCCAGCCCACAUCAUCUGAUGACUCAGCUGAUACGUUCUGUGCAUCCUAUUGGCAAAUUAGAUAUGGUGUGUGCUAUUUAUGUUGCUCCAACCUGCACGGAGUCGCUGCUGCCUCGACAUGCUGCUUUGCAAACCCACCUCCCUCCACUGUUCCUUCUUUUCAUGUUUUCUGUGCUCUCUCUGCAUUUUUGGUUCCCCACAUGUGCAUUUAGAAGGGCAGAGCAGAGGGAACCUGCCAAAUAUAAAUGACUCCAGAUGCAAAUGAAGAGCUUAUUUAGACUUUUUUUGGUGAUAAUUCUGCAGCAUUAAACUGGAAGUAACAUUUGUGCAAAAUCACAGAUGUAUAAAGCUGCCAUCACAGCGUGUUUCUUUCAUUCAUGAUCUUAAUGCCUCAAAAAGAAUUUGAAGUGAAUCGAGGAAUCGUUGAAAUCAGUGGGAAAAUUAAGAAACUAGAAGCAGGACAAGGGGUGAAGUCCUCUGAAAGCCAGGCCCUUGUGGCAGAACCUGAAAAAUGUUCUCCAGCUGGCAGCUUUGAUGUGAACAGCUCCACUGCAGAUGAACAAGUAGCAGAGUCCUUCAUCAGACAAGCGAUGGAAAUCAUUGUGGACGAGGCAGUGAAGAAGGCCACAAAUGUCCAAGAGAAGGUUUGUGAGUGGCACUCCCCCGAGCAGCUGAAGAAGCUGCUGGACCUCGAGCUGAGAGACGGAGGAGAGGCGGAAUCUGAGAUCUUGCAGAGAUGCAGAGAUGCCAUCAGAUAUAGUGUCAAGACCAGUCAUCCCCGUUUCUUCAAUCAGCUGUACGCAGGGAUGGAGCCCUACUCUAUGGUGGCAAGCUUCAUUGCUGAAGCAGUCAAAACCAAUCUGUACACAUAUGAGGUGGCUCCAGUGUUUACCUUGAUGGAGGAUGCUGUGCUCAGGAAGAUGAUCAAGGUGAUUGGCUGGGAAGAAGGAGGUGAUGGAAUCUUUAACCCAGGUGGCUCAUUGUCCAACAUGUAUGCUGUGAACUUGGCCAGGUACCGCUACUGCCCAGAUUUUAAAGAGGUUGGCAUGUUUUCUGCUCCUCGACUGGUCAUAUUAACGUCCCAGGAGUGUCAUUAUUCCAUUUCCAAAGGAGCAGCUUUAAUGGGAAUCGGCACGAAGAAUGUUUAUACUGUCCCAACUGAUGAGAGAGGAAGGAUGAUUCCCUCAGCCCUCGAGGAGAAAAUAAUGUUGGCAAAAAGUGAGGGUGCAGUUCCCUUCAUGGUAAACGCCACAGCAGGAACCACGGUGCUCGGAGCGUUCGAUCCCAUCGACGAAAUUGCCGACAUCUGUGAGAAGCACAACUUGUGGCUACAUGUGGAUGCAUGUUGGGGAGGAGCAGCUAUCAUGUCUAAGAAGCAUAAACACUUGUUAAAGGGCAUCCACAGAGUUGACUCUGUUGCUUGGAACCCUCACAAGAUGCUGAUGGCCUCUCUGCAGUGCUCUGCUUUUCUGGUCAGAGACAAAACGAGUCUCCUGCAGCACUGCCACUCUGCUCGGGCCUCUUAUCUCUUCCAGCAGGACAAGUUCUACGAUGUCAGCUACGACACGGGGGACAAGUCAGUGCAGUGCAGCAGGAAGCCGGACGCCUUCAAGUUCUGGCUCAUGUGGAAGGCUUUGGGAAGCAGAGAGCUGGAGCAGAGGGUGGACAGAGCCCUCGCCAUGGCAAGGUAUCUUGCAGAGGAGAUCAAGAAAAGAGAAGGAUUCCGUCUUGUGCUGGAACCUGAAUAUGCAAACGUUUGCUUCUGGUACCUUCCCCCAAGCAUGAGGAACCUUCCUGAGAGUCCUGAGCUCUGGAAGAAGCUCCACACUGUGGCCCCAGUGGUGAAACAGCGAAUGAUGAAGAAGGGCAGCAUGAUGGUGGGCUACCAGCCCCUUGGAGAAAAAGCCAACUUCUUCAGGAUGGUUGUGAUCAGUCCCCAGGUCAGCAGGCAGGACCUGGACUUUGUCCUGAAUGAGAUCCACAACCUGGGAAAGGACUUGUGAUUAAUGAUCAGUGUAUGCAAAGAGCCUUCCUCUGGCACAGAUGGAUAUGUCAGGGAAUUCUCACAGCACUAUCAGAGAGUGAUGUAACUUAAUAACUUACAAAGAUGUCUGAUUAUCUGUAAAUAUUUAAUCUGUAAAUAACAACCAGACAACUAAAAUAAAUGUCAGAAUUUCACACGCUGUA